AUGGCUGCUCGGGUAAGCCAAGCAGAGAUGGAUUUUUCUUGUCCAAUCUGUACAGAUGUCUUCAAAAAUCCUGUUGUGCUGUCAUGUAGCCACAGUUUCUGCAAAGCCUGUCUGCAGAAGUGGUGGUCAGAGAAACUGAUUCACGAGUGUCCACUUUGUAAAAGACGAUCUUCAAAGACUGAUCCACCGUGUAACUUGGCUUUAAAGAAUCUGUGUGAAGCCUUCUUACAGAGGUUUUCUCUAGAGGAGAACGCUUCGAGGUCUGAGGCUCUCUGCAGCUUGCACUCAGAAAAACUAAAGCUCUUCUGUCUGGACCAUAUGAAGCCAGUGUGUAUUGUCUGUCGAGACUCAAAAAUGCACGUCAACCACAGCUUCAGACCCAUCAGUGAAGCUGCACAGGAUUGCAAGGAAUGGCUACAGAGCUCUCUGAGUCUCUGGAAGGACAUGCUGGAUCGCUUGAAUCAACUUAAAGUUAAUUGGGAUUAUACAGCAGAACACAUGAUGAACCAGGCCAGACACACAGAGAAGUGGAUUAAAGAACAGUUUAAGAAGCUUCACCAGUUUCUACAAAAAGAAGAGGAGGUCAGAAUCACUGCACUGAGGGAGGAAGAGGAGCAGAAGAGUCGAAUGAUGAAGGAGAAGAUGGAGGCUCUGAGCGGAGAGAUAGCAGCUCUUACAAACAGAGUCAGGGCCACAGAGGAGGAGCUAAGAGCUGAUGACAUCUCAUUCCUGCACAACUACAAGGCUGCAGUGAAAAGAGUCGAGCAGUGCCCCCUGCUGGAGGAUCCACAGCUGGGCCCAGGAGCUCUGAUAGAUGUGGCCAAACACCUGGGAAACCUGACUGUUAACAUCUGGACCAAGAUGAAAGAGAUGGUCUCCUACACUCCUGUGAUUCUGGACCCAAACACUGCUCAUCCAGAACUCAUCGUGUCUGAGGAUCUGAAGAGUGUGAAAUACAAAAAGGCGGAUGUAGAGAGACAACUUCUGAGAAAUCCAGAACGAUUUGAAGACUAUGUCACAGUCCUUGGCUCCAAGGGCUUUAACUCAGGGACUCACACCUGGGAUGUUGAAGUUAGAGAUGAUACAAACUGGGCUGUGGGUGUGACAGCAGAGUCUGUCCCAAGGAAAGGAGAGAUUCUAACUGGAUACUGGGAAAUAUGGUUCUGUGAUGGUAAAUACAGAGCAUACUCUCCAUCAGUUACAGAUACGAUUCUCUCUAUGAAGAGGCCACUCCAGAGGAUUAGAGUGUGUCUUGACUGGAGAAGAGGAAAGCUGUCAUUUUCUAAUCCAGACACAAAUACACACAUUUAUACUUUUACACACACUUUCACUGGCAAGCUUUUUCCAUUCAUCAACACUCUAAAUACAGCCCCACUGAGGAUACUAUCAGUGAACAUCACUACACAGUUAGAGAUGUAGAUUAUGGUUAUUAGGCUGAUGAUGAUGAUGAUGAUGAUGAUGAUGAUGAUACCUUAUUACAUUAUAUCAUUUUAAUAUGCUUAUUACUGUUUGUAUUGUUGUGAGAUGGGUUGCUAUGAAACUUUGUACAGACACUUAUGGUCCCCAGAGGAUGUAUCCUACUGACUUUAGUGAUCCUCUGUUUCUGUGGUUUUGAGUGAAACUGUUUGGAUGGAUUGUCAUGACAUUUAAUAGAGACAUUCAUGUUCCUCUCAAGAUGAACUGUAAUAACUUUGGUGAUCCUCUGACGUUUCGCUUAGUGCCAUCAUCUGGUCAAAAUUUAGAUUUGUUUGUUUGGUUUAUGACCCAUACCUACAUAAUUAUUGGCAUCAGUCUUAGCUGUUCUUUGGAGUUUGUAAUAAUUAGUAACUGUUCGCAUGCUAACACCAUAAACUAAGAUUUUGAACAUUAUAAAUAUUAUGUCUGCUUAAUAUUGUCAUGCUAGCAUUGUAAUUGUGAGCAUGUUGGCACGCUGACUUUAGCAUUUAGCUCAAAGCAUUGUUGUGCCCAGGUACAGCUUCACAUAACCCCUUUUGUUUGUGUAAAGAAUUUAAUUUUAAUCAAAAACUGUGUUCCAAUUUUCAUCAUUAGAAGCUGUGGCUUCCUCAGUAAGUCAGUUAAGUGCAGCAAACUUUCAUUUUCAGACAGGUUGAAAUGACAGAAGUAAAACACUGCCUGUUUUCCAUCUCAUUAUGACUCUGCUGUUUACGGGAUGGAAGCAUUUAAAAGAGCAUAUGUGCUCACAAUGACUUUGAAAUAGUAUAAAUGCAUAUAAUAAUGAUAAUAAUAAUAAUAUGAACUUUGCUUAUGUUGAGUCUUGUUAUGUAUCCAAAUGCUGUUAUACGUUGAAAGGAAUUUGGUCAAAUAUGUAUCAGUUAAGGUUUUAUGACAUAUCCUGUGUUUAUUUGAGCUUGUUAGCCAUAUGCUAACUCCUUUUCUAUGGGAUUUUACAGUACAUCAGGUGCUGAUCAGUUUCUAGUCACCCACUGGUAGCCUAUUUGCCAUUAGAAUACAGCUAAUAAAGUUGUAGUCAAUAGACAAGACAUUUUGCUGAGAAGGCAGUUUUCAUUCUUAUUUUUAUUUUGUUGACAGAU
Molecule: messenger RNA, 2552 nt
Organism: Epinephelus moara (kelp grouper)
Lineage: Eukaryota; Metazoa; Chordata; Actinopteri; Perciformes; Serranidae
Product: zinc-binding protein A33-like
Exons: 1
Coding region: 1-1419 (472 amino acids)
Molecular function (GO): protein binding; zinc ion binding
Source: RefSeq, a predicted model, not a curated record